CGUUUAUCUGUGACUCUACUGCAUAUUGUGAGAGGCGGGAUUUCCCUUCGUUUACGGAUAGAGGUUUAGGUGAGAACAUAGAAGGGAUCGUUACUGUAUCAACUAUUGGUUGGCCUAUCACAGGUUUAUGUGAAAGCUUCAGUACAGUAGCACAACUACUAGGAUACAAUGUUCCGGCGAGGGACAUAGUAGCCCAUAUCGGCGAUGCUAACCUGAAACGUCUUGUGCAACUCCACCCUGUGAACAUGUCUGAUGUCAACAAGACUAUCCAGAAAUGGCACGCGAGUUUCACAAAAGGCACGGACUUUGAUUCUUGGGGACAAUUAGUAGAGGCCAUAGAUGAGUACCAAAUACUCGCAAGGCAGCUGCAGAAAGAGGUACAGUCAACAAACCCAUCUGACUUCACAGAGGACCAGAAGAAAACAUUAGGGAAGUUUGCAACAUGCCUGGAGAUGAGAAGCUCUGCCUUGCAGUGCACACAAUCUCAGGAGGAGUUCAAGUUGGAAGAUCUGAAGAAACUGGAAAUUAUUAUCAAGAGUAUUUUGACGUAUAACAAAGAUUUUCCUUUUGAUGUGCAGCCAGUGCCCUUGAGGAGAAUCCUGGCCCCGGGGGAGGAGGAGAACUUGGAGGUGGAAGAAGAGGAGGAUGCUGCUACAGGAGCAGGCUCCCAAGAGUCAUUUCCCAACAGAGUACCAGGGACAUUGUUGCCACGGUUACCCUCAGAGCCCAGGAUGUCGCUGCUCACAAUAAAGAUUGACAAGAUUGGGCUGAAAGAUGCAGGGCAAUGCAUUGAUCCCUACAUGACAGUUAGUGUGAAAGAUUUAAGUGGCAUUGAUUUGAACCCAGUGCAAGACACACCUGUGGCAACCCGAAAGGAGGACACAUACAUUCACUUCAGCGUAGACAUUGAGAUCCAGAGACAUAUCGAGAGACUACCAAAAGGGGCAGCUAUUUUCUUUGAGUUCAAGCACUAUAAACCCAAGAAGGGGUUUACCAGCACAAAAUGUUUUGCCUUCAUGGAAAUGGAUGAGAUCAAACCUGGUCCCAUUGUGAUCGAGUUGUACAAGAAGCCUACUGACUUCAAGAGGAAGAAGCUCCAGCUCCUGACCAAGAAGCCACUCUAUCUCCACCUCCACCAGACGUUGCACAAAGAUUAAUAACCGAGGUCACUGAGUAGAGCACAUCAAGAAUGCAGAAGCGCCACAGAAUUCCACUGUAGUCAUCAGACAUCCAGCAAAGUUUGGUGUACCGACUCCCUAUCCGCCUCCACUCACAUCAGCAAUACUAAACCCAGCUGGCCCAAAUGCCACAACCUCAACUCUGUGAUAGGACAGCCCUGGAUGACACAUAUUAACUACAGCGACGACAACACACUACUGUAUAAUGCUGCUUCGUAACCAAGUGGGAGGUGGGAAUUUACCAGUUGUGAAGUCGUAAAUACCAGUUGGAUGCAUUCACGUGCUUUGAAAAGAUCAUUUGGCUAAUGGCCAACAAGCUACCUAAACCAUAAACUAAAAGCUAUCAUGCUGGUAAACAAAUGAGUGUUAAAAAAACAUAUUAAUAGAUUGCUUUUUAUAAAUAAUGAUUUGUUGCAAUUUAAUUGCAGGAAAAUGCUGUUAUCCAGGUAAUUUCCUAAGUAGGUGCCGUCAGAGGUCAGCAUGUGGGAGAAGUGGGAGUUGUGGGAGUUGGGCCUUUCAAAUGGAUUGUUCCCAGUUGUAUAUGGUAAAUUCCCACUUGGUUACAAACGCAUUUGACCCCUCUGGUGCCAAUUAGUGAUAACUUUUUUCUCUCUUCUCUGCAUGACGCUCAAUGGAAAAGAAGAGUUGAGAUAGCAAUUGGUACUGUAUGUCAAACAACCAGCAGAAAAUUUCAUUUUACUAGGCAAGUCAGUUAAGAACAAAUUCUUAUUUUCAAUGACGGCCUAGGAACAGUGGGUUAACUGCCUGUUCAGAGGCAGAACGACAGAUUUGUACCUUGUCAGCUCAGGGAUUCGAACUUGCAACCUUUCGGUUACUAGUCCAACACUCUAACCACUAGGCUACCCUGCCUCAUCUUUAGUCUUCCUCUGCCUUUCCCUUUGGGGAUGAAAGAGGAUCAACAUGGUCAUUGGUGCUCAAGUGGUGUAUUGAUGAUGUCAUAUCCUGGUGCAAAUGUCAAAAUAUCUCAUUGUGCCCAUUUGACACUGCCACGGUGAAAAUAUAUAACUGCCCAUCCUUAUCACUGAUCUAGCGUUAUUUAAUAGGUAAAAGUAAUAUAUUGGGAUAUUUGCUUUAAUCUAUCCUAUUACAUUAUGUGUGAUUACUUCCAAGGAUGGGAGGAAGGAUGCAUUUUUUUAGCAUUCAAAAAGGAUUCUGAGAUGCUAUGUCAUCCUGUUAUAAAGGGAAUUGAAAAGGAUGCUGCAUGAAAUGAAGUUGACUUUUACCUUUGUUUUGAAUGCUGUUCCCAUCAAGGCCACAAUGGCUAACCACUAUUUAAACAUUGUCUCCAUUUUAUUAAAAUGUGGAUAUUUUUUUGUUGUAAUGGCACUAACUGAAUACACUUAUGGUGCUUUCAAGACAACUGGGAACUCUGAAAAAAUUUGGUCAAAUCAUGACCGAGUUGGAUGACUUAAAAGAUUUCUCCCAGUCAUAGCUUGUUUUUUUUCAUAGUUCACGGUUGUCUUGAACACACUGAAGUCAGAGAUUUCUGAGUUCCCAGUUGUUUUGAACACGGCAUUAAGAGACACUAAUCAGUGCUGUCCGACAGGGUUGACGAUUGUCAAUACAGUGUUGUGCUUUUGGUAACAGGUUGUGAGAAAAUGAACAUUUAUCAUUGGACUGACAAUUUACACUACUUUCAUUUUUAAUAAACAAAAUGCUGUUUGAA
This is a messenger RNA of Oncorhynchus nerka (sockeye salmon), 2865 nucleotides long. It is a transcript of the gene aida, whose product is annotated as axin interactor, dorsalization associated. Lineage: Eukaryota; Metazoa; Chordata; Actinopteri; Salmoniformes; Salmonidae. Gene Ontology annotation, cellular component: membrane. The transcript has 10 exons. Bases 246 to 1157 code for a protein of 303 amino acids. Gene Ontology annotation, biological process: determination of ventral identity. The record is from RefSeq and is a predicted model, not a curated record. Gene Ontology annotation, molecular function: phosphatidylinositol binding.